Molecule: messenger RNA, 927 nt
Organism: Arabis nemorensis
Lineage: Eukaryota; Viridiplantae; Streptophyta; Magnoliopsida; Brassicales; Brassicaceae
Source: the annotation of a GenBank genome assembly
AUGGCCGAUAAUGCUCAAGUAGUACCCGUCGAGGAACCAACCGCAACCACAAUAACAACGACUGAACCCGAACCCGAACCGAAAAGCGCAGCAAAAAUGGAGUCACAGAGCGAUAAGCCACCGGUCGGAACGUUAGUUACGAUCGUGAACAUUUUAGCCGCCGGUGUUCUUCCGAUUUUCACGUUCGUUCUCUCUCUCACACUCCUCGGUUACGCAGUGUGGCUCCUUUACAUGCGUAGCUACGACUGCGAAGAUAUUCUCGGACUGCCACGUGUACAAACGCUAGCUAGCGUCGGUCUCCUCGCCGUGUUCGUAGUUAGCAACGCGACUCUGUUUCUCCGGCGGAAGUUUCCGAUGCCGGCGCUUGUGGUGAUGGUUGUGGUUCUGUUGUUGAUGCUAUUCAUCGGUUUGGCUUACGCCGGUGUCAACGAGAUGCAGAGCCGGCGGUUUCCGGCGACCGGGACGUGGUUUAAGCUAAAAGUCAUGGAUGAUGUGAAUUGGAACAAUAUCAAAUCGUGUAUUUAUGAUAAAGGAGCUUGCAACGAGGCUAUUUAUGGAUCUCCACUGCAAAAACCUUACAAUAGAAGAAAAAUGUCACCAAUCAAGAAUGGAUGUUGUAUGCCACCGGAGACAUGUAACAUGGAUGCGUUGAACGCGACGUUUUGGUAUAGAAGAAAAGACGAAGGACCACCGGUGGAGACGACGGUGAUGUACGGUGGUAGGAUGAGAAUGAGUGACUGUGAGAUGUGGAGGAACGAUUGGAGUAUUUUGUGUUAUGAUUGUCGAAGUUGCAAGUUUGGAUUCGUAAGAUCUGUAAGGAGGAAAUGGUGGCAACUCGGUAUUUUCUUGAUUGUUAUCUCUAUUCUUCUUCUCAUUUCUCAUCUCUUGAUCUUCUUGGCCACUUUUUGGGAACGAUUCAAGGGUUAG